This is a messenger RNA of Wasmannia auropunctata (little fire ant), 293 nucleotides long. Its product is annotated as relaxin receptor 1-like. The annotation marks the transcript as partial. The record is from RefSeq and is a predicted model, not a curated record. Lineage: Eukaryota; Metazoa; Arthropoda; Insecta; Hymenoptera; Formicidae. The transcript is spliced from 2 exons. Gene Ontology annotation, biological process: G protein-coupled receptor signaling pathway. Gene Ontology annotation, cellular component: membrane. Gene Ontology annotation, molecular function: G protein-coupled receptor activity.
CGACAUGUUGAUGGGAAUAUACCUCUUCAUAAUCGCCAUAGAAGACGCGAGGUUUCGCGAUAACUACAAAGAAGAAGCCAGUACAUGGAUGUCCUCAUGGCCCUGCACGCUCUUAGGUGCGCUGGCGAUGACAUCAUCCGAGGUUUCCGUGCUCAUCCUGUCAUUUAUGUCCGUGGAGCGAUUUAUUCUGAUCGCAGCACCUUUGAAGUGUCAUCGCGCCAUGACAUCUCAAGCUGCAUCCUCAUCGAUGAUCGUCAUCUGGAUCAUCGGACUUAUCAUCGCUCUUGUGCCAG